CCUCAACUAAGGAAAGGGAAGGUCAUAUCCCAAUAAUGCACAGUACCCCCUCUAUUAAACUCCCUCUUUUAUCCAUGGAUGACAGCUAUAUGAAUCAAGUUCAACCAAUUGAACUGGAGGGUAUAGAAUCAGACAGAGAAAGUGAAGAGAACUUCAUCAACGAAGCAGGUUACUCUGACCCUAACCUAAAGGACUUGGAGGAGUUUAAUGAUUGCAUUGAGGCUUGUGGCCUUACUGCCCCACCCUUCUGUGGAGGGAUUUUUACUUGGACUGGCACUAGAAGUAAAGGGAAACUCUGGAGAAGGUUGGACAGGGUUCUCAAUAACCAAUCUGCUAAUGAGGCUUUCAAUGAUAUCAAUCUCACCCAUCUAAGCAAGACUACUUCUGAUCAUAAGCCUUUAUUUAUCCAAUGUAAAGUUGAUGGUUUUCAGGGCCCCAAACCAUUCAGAUUUCUUAAUGUCUGGACUCAUCAUCAUAAUUUCUUGGAUGUGGUCAGUAACUAUUGGGAGAACAACCCUAGAACUGGGGGCAUGUCUGGUUUAGCUCACAAGCUUAAGGGUUUAAAACCUAUUCUGACUCACUGGAACAAGAAUCAUUUUGGUAACAUUUUUCAGGAAGUCAAGGAUAAUGAACUUAAAGCUGCCAGAGCUCAAGAAGAAUAUGAAUCAGAUCCUUCGGAUGACAAGAGAACACUUGCUCAUCAAGCCUCAGCUAAUCUGAUUAUUAGUCUUAAUAAAGAGCCAAAGGAGUCACUUAUUCCAAACUACCUUGAUAAAGUGGUUGAUGAUAGGGACAAUCAACUGAUCUCCACUCUACCCAAUGAAGCAGAUGUUUACAAAGCUAUUAUGAGCCUUAACCCAGACAGUGCAGCUGGCCCGGAUGGAUUUAAUGGCCGAUUUUUCUUUAGAACCUGCUGGAACAUUAUCAAGGUGGAUGUAUUACUUGCCUGUCAGGAGGAGCAGACAGGAUUUCAAAAGAAUAAGGGUGUUGAGGAACAGAUUCUUUUGGCUGAAGAGAUGGUUCAUAUGAUUGAUAAAGAGGUCAGAGGAGACAAUUGCAUUAUCAAAUUGGAUAUGGCCAAAGCUUUUGAUAGAGUUGAUUUGAGAUAUCUCAUUAAUAUUCUGGGACAACUAGGGUUCAACUCUCACUCCCAAAAACUUCUUAUGGCCAAUCUAGUGGGUUCCUAUCUUUCAGUUCUUAUUAAUGGAUCACCUGCUGGCUUUUUUCAAAUAAAGAGAGGGGUGAAACAAGGGGACCCUCUUUCACCCCUUCUAUUUCUAAUUAGCAGUGAGUGCUUUUCAAGGAUGAUCAAAUUUCAUAUGAAUACCUCCUCUCUGGGCAGUUUCAACACAGGUAAUCAUCCCUUGAUCAGCCAUUUGGCCUUUGCAGAUGAUCUAGUGAUCUUUCUAAAUGGGGACACUAGGAACUUAAAAAAGUUCAGAAGGAUUCUAGAGGACUAUCAGCAAGGGUCUGGGCAGCAAGUUAAUCUCAACGAGAGUAGCUUUUACAAAGGAAAAAAGGUAAACCAAGCUAAAUUAGGGUCUAUGGCCAGAAGCCUAGGUAUGGAUCAUGGGGACCUACCAUUCACAUAUCUUGGUGCUAGAAUGGUCAAAGGCAAGCUUAGAAAACAUCAUUGCUCCAAACUGCACAACCAGUUCGACAAAUACCUAAACUCUUGGUAUAGCACCACUCUUAAUCCUAUGGGGAGACUUGUGUUGAUCAAACAUGUGUUAUCAUCCAUACCUCUUCAUAUCACUGCUGUUCAUAUUAUCCCUCAAUCUAUCAUUCACACUCUCCACAAAAAGAUGGCUAAUUUUCUUUGGGGUUUCAAAAAUGGUAAACCUAAAUACCAUUGGAGCAAGUGGAUCAACCUUUGUGUUCCAACUAAUGAAGGAGGUCUUAGCCUGAGAAGUCUUGAUGAUAUUCAGGAUGCCUACUCUAUCAAGCUUUGGUGGAAAGUUCAAACUGACAACACUAUGUGGGCUAGGUUUAUGAGAGCCAAAUAUCUUAGUCGGUCUGAUUUCAAAGAAAGGCAAGGCUUUAUGAUUCUCCGACCUGGAAGAGAAUAUGCAGGAUCAAUACCACUGCAAGGGAGCAUACCACAGGGGUAGACAACCAAAUCUCCUGGGAAGAUGGGGACUUUACACUUAAAAAGGCUUACAACAUAUGCAGACCCUAUAAUCCUACUCAACUCAACUACUCUUACGGCUGGAAUAAGGCACGAAUCCCGAAGGUUAAAUUCUUCCAUUGGAGAGCUCUAAAAAUAAUGGGGUUUCAACUAG
This is a messenger RNA of Cuscuta campestris, 2282 nucleotides long. Lineage: Eukaryota; Viridiplantae; Streptophyta; Magnoliopsida; Solanales; Convolvulaceae. The record is from the annotation of a GenBank genome assembly.